This is a messenger RNA of Prunus avium (sweet cherry), 1094 nucleotides long. RefSeq names its product Eukaryotic initiation factor 4E protein (gene LSP1). Gene Ontology annotation, biological process: translational initiation. Lineage: Eukaryota; Viridiplantae; Streptophyta; Magnoliopsida; Rosales; Rosaceae. The record is from RefSeq and is a predicted model, not a curated record. Gene Ontology annotation, cellular component: cytoplasm; eukaryotic translation initiation factor 4F complex. Gene Ontology annotation, molecular function: RNA 7-methylguanosine cap binding; translation initiation factor activity.
CGUAUCAAGUCAGGGCAAAAACACAGGCCCGCGGAUUCUCCACAAUAUAAACGCCCGACUGCAAAAAAAGCAAGCCUCUCUUUUCCUCCUCUUCUUCUUCUUCCAAACAACACAACCCCGAGAGACAUACAGACGAAUCAAAAAGGUUUCCACAAGACAACAAUGGCGACAGAGGUAGCAGCAGCAGCGCCGCCACCACAAUUAGACGCCGAGGAAAAUAGUGGGUUAGAGGCGGCGGCGGCCGAGGCAAAGAUACAGCCGAGCAGUGGGCCCCACAAGCUGGAGAGGAAGUGGACCUUCUGGUUCGAUAACCAAUCCAAGCCCAAGCAAGGUGCUGCUUGGGGUUCCUCUCUUCGCAAGGCCUACACCUUCGAAACCGUUCAAGAAUUCUGGUGUCUGUAUGAUCAGGUAUUCAAGCCGAGCAAGUUUCCACCAAGUGCAGAUUUCCACUUGUUCAGGGCUGGGGUUGAACCAAAAUGGGAGGAUCCUGAGUGUGCUAAUGGAGGGAAGUGGACUGUCACCAGCAGGAGUAAGGGCAGCCUUGAUACCAUGUGGCUAGAGACCUUGAUGGCACUGAUUGGAGAGCAAUUUGAUGAGGCUGAUGAGAUUUGCGGGGUGGUAGCAAGUGUGCGCCAGAGGCAGGACAAACUUGCAUUAUGGACUAGGAAUGCUGCAAACGAGGCUGCCCAGAUGGGCAUUGGGAGGAAGUGGAAGGAGAUAAUCGAUGUCACUGAUAAGAUCACCUACAGCUUCCAUGAUGAUUCUAAAAGGGAAAGAUCGGCAAAGCCUCGAUACAAUGUUUGAUUAUUCCUCAAUUGUUUUGUUGCAUGGGUCUUCGCUCUCCAUAACCAAAGUUGUGAACACCGUCACAAAUUUUAUGUUGAGAAAAGCUAGAGGAAACAUUUGUCAACUUAUUUUUCUCUAGUGUACUAUGAUCUUGUUCUUUAUGUUACGGUUUUUGAAAAUUUUAUCAAGUACUGAUAAACUAAGUUUUGUUUGUAAUAUUGAAUAUUUCGAAAGUACACUUGAAAGUAAGUUUAGUUUGUAAUGCACUUGUGAUUUACUUGAAUUGAUAAUCGAAUGGUUCAAAUCUA